AUGAGUUCAGACCGAGAGGAGUAUGACAUGGUCUGUCAGAAAGCUGUGACCCUAAUUGUUGACCUUUGCUUGCACAACAGCACAUUGCUGGAUCAGGAUACCUGUCAGGAUUUCCUCUUCCUGUUGUCUAACCAGAGCUCUGACCACAAAGAACUGGACGCUACUUUUGGCCUCCUGCUCGGUGUGUUUGUGGUCUGUGGCCUGGCCUUGCUGGGCCUUCUUACAUUCAUCGCCUGGAAGCUGUGCUUGGUGCCUUGGCGAACAAAAGCCCAGUUCCCCAGUCCAUCCCUCACCCCGGCCUGCAGCCCAGAGCACAGCCCACUCCAGCCGUCUGUCCUGCUGCCCAGUCCUAAGCAGCCACCGGUCACCAUGGCGACAGAGAAGGUGAAAGACCCCAUGGGGCCAAUGGGAUUCCUGGAGGCGGCAGUGAAGAUAAGCCAUACAUCUCCCGACAUCCCCGCCGAUGUGCAGCUCUCCAUGAGGGAGCACUUCCUGCGCCGCACGCAACGCAUGCAGCGACAAACCACUGAGCCAACUUCCUCAACUCGGCACAAUUCAUUCAAGAGGCACCUACCCAGGCAGAUGCAGGUAGGCAGUCUAGACCUGGGAAAUGACUAUGUGGCGGACAAAGACGAGAAGCCCACUAGCAUUGGUCGCAUCCAGCCAGAGCUCUACCAACAGAAGACCUUGGAAUCAGAGGAUUCAUCUAAGAAUGGCAGCAGCAAAUACUGUGGCAGGAUUAACUUCUCUCUCAAGUACGACUAUGAAAAUGAGGCCCUCCUAGUCAACAUCCUCUCGGCAGUAGACCUGCCUGCCAAAGACUUAUGUGGCACAUCUGACCCUUAUGUGAAGAUUUACCUGCUGCCUGACCGCAAGAAGUUCCAGACUCGCGUCCACCGGAAAACCCUCAACCCUACAUUCAGUGAGAGUUUUCAGUUUCCUGUGCCUUACGAUGAGCUGGCAGUCAGGAAGCUCCACAUGAGCGUCUUUGACUUUGAUCGGUUUUCAAGGCAUGAUAUGAUCGGGGAGGUGGUGCUGGAGAAUUUGUUUGAGACGUCAGAUCUCACCAGAGAGACAAACAUAUGGAGGGACAUCCAAUAUGCCACCAGUGAAAGUGUCGACCUGGGAGAGAUCAUGUUCUCACUGUGCUACCUGCCCACUGCAGGCAGACUCACGCUUACUGUGAUAAAGUGCAGGAACCUCAAGGCCAUGGACAUCACUGGAUACUCAGAUCCCUACGUCAAAGUGUCACUCAUAUGUGAUGGAAGACGUUUGAAAAAGAAGAAGACGAGCAUAAAAAAGAACACCCUGAACCCCACCUACAACGAGGCCAUCAUCUUUGACAUCCCACCAGACAGUAUGGACCACGUCAGCCUGCACAUCUCUGUCAUGGACUAUGAUUUGGUUGGUCAUAAUGAGAUCAUUGGUGUCAUGCGGGUUGGGUGCAGUGCCGAGGGACUUGGCAGGGAUCACUGGAAUGAAAUGCUGGCUUAUCCACGCAAGCCUAUUGCACACUGGCACCCCCUGAUGGAGUCCAAGAAAUCUGAGAAGGAGUGGAAGGCGAGGACAGCCAGCUUUGACAGCCAAGGCUCCUGCCCCUCACCGAGACCUCCUGCCAGUCCCUGAGCAGAGCCACCUGUGACCCAGCAGCCCAGAAGGGGGUUUCCUCUCCCCUGUUGAUCCACUUCCUGUCUGUCUGAUUGAGGAGAAACACAACCUCCACCCCCACCUCUCUCUCUUAUUCUGUGUCCCUUCCUUCCUUCCUCAAGUCUAGUACCAGAGCACUCUCAUACCUGAUCUAGGAGAUCUAGGGUCACUGUUUGCAGGUUAGUUGUGUGGAGCACACAGUCUUUUCAGGUAAAAAUUUUAGGGUUGCUGAUUUGAAAAGCAGGUGCUUUUCAGAUCCAGAGCUGCCCUGGUUUUCCUCAGAAGAGGCUGACCGGACAUCCAGUCUGCAGACAUUUAAUAUUGAGCUGUCCCGACCGAGACGAACAGAUCACAGGAGACUUUUCAACCACUGAAGAUUCGGAUCUGCACUGUACUUUCUGAUGGAGCAACUCGGUCAGAUAUCGCUUCCUGAAAGCCGCCAAGGUGUCACAGAGGGAUGCCAAGGACAUGGACAGGGUGGAGAAAGACACGAUCUUAAACAGGAUCUGAAGCAAUUUCAAAGCUCUGCAACUCUCUUACCUUAAAUUUUAAUAAUACUACUCUGUAGCAUUUUGGAAAUGCUGUUAGAUGUAAAACCACCAGGCAUUAUUGUUUAUGAAUAACACAACUGACAUGAAUUUCAAAGCUCCAGCUCAGUUCAUUGAAUUCCCAGGUUCAUCAAUGACAUCAGCAAUUAUUUGAUCUCCAUUUUAUUGAAGGCAGUUUGGGAUUAAACUGGAACUAAAAUACUCUGAUCUUGGCAGUUUUCAGCCUUGGGAUGUUUGUGCAAGCACACACGACAAACAAUUUUGCAUAAUGAAAAAGAAGAAGCAACAACAAGAUUAUUGGUAUUCACAGGACAGCAAAUCGACUGCAGUUGUAUUCCUGAUUUGAGUUCUACACUAAAAUAAUAUUUCCAAUAUAAGAAAUAGAAAUUUAAAAAGCCUGACAAAGGCACAAAUAGCCUAUAACUUUAAAAAAAAAUGGAAAAAGAAAGUGAAUUUUGACAGAACAAAAAGCUGUUUGUAGAGGAAGCUCUGGUGGUUUCUGCAAACAGAGAAACUGGGAGCACACUUUACACACCCUUACCUCCUUCUUGUUUUGACAUUUGCUUUUGAGCAAUCUCACUUUCUUCCAAGUGAAAACUCACUCAAACGCUCAUGUUUUCCAUCAGACAAACAAUCCUCAAAAGCAUUUCUUUGCCUCUUGUUCUUUUCAGAACAGGUUCUGGCAGACAGUUAUAGUUUCAUGUACCGCUGUUUGUGCUCUAUGUCUAGUUUUUCCAAGCAGAAAACCAGAAAAGAUAUGACGAUUGGUACAGUUUAAAAAAUAAUUACUGACAUUUUGAAUAUGUGUAGCCUUUGAGGUGGUGGCGAUGAUUAAGAAAAUCCUAAACUCUGGUGAAUAUAUUCCUUUUUAAACUUCUAAAUUUUCCAGGCAACUUGUCAUUAAUCCCACUGUUGUACAGGGAUAAUGCGUUUGAAUUAGACGGCCAGAUGCUCGCCCUGCAACAUGUAGCAGAUGGAGCUAUUUAAAUAUAUGAUCGCUGUUAUAUCAGUUUUCAUUGCAUCACUGUGUCCCCUUCUGUCAUUUUCUGUAUAAAAACAUUUAAUCAGACAAAAGAUGCACAAGAUCCCUGAAUUACUGUUUUAUAACCUACUGUAUAACUGUUCACACAUUAAUAUCUUUCAGGUAAAAAUACUGAUUUGAUGAGAAUAAAACAAUCAUUUGGUUUCUGUUCACCCUCUUGUAAUAGUUUUGAGGAGAUCAGCUAGUUUCUGAAGUAGUUUUGUGCCAUAAAAUGCACAAAUGAAUGUGCAAAAGUAAUGCAUGGGUGAUGUUUAAGAUCCCAUGAUGGGAUCCUCCCUUUCAUCCCAGAGAGUAAAAUAAACUAUUAGCAAUUAGCAUUAUGCUCAGUCUGUAAUUUUAAUAAAGUGGUGGGUAGUUUUGGACGGACACUGGUGAGGAGUGUUUUAGAUAAAACAGCUCACAAAGCUUUUGUGUGUUUAAUGAAAGCUGCAGAGAUUUGUUAGGCUCUUCAAUCAAGGCUUAGGUGACAAGUUUUAAGAACUUGUUGACUCCUGGUGUAGAAAAUGCAUCACAUUGUUAAAUGUUUUCAGAGACAAUUCUCCAGUCGGGUGCCGUUGAACUGUAGCUGUAGAAGAGGGCACAGUGCGAAGGCAUGAAUAACAAAGAGCCAGUCAAACAUUAAAAGAACCACAACAUGAUGGAAAUUCUGCAUUCAUGCUUGUUUUGUGUUAAUAUGAGGAGCUUUAGAGUCAUAACAUAACAUAGACCUAAUAUUUCCACUUGCUGCUAUGUUUCAUCACCUUCUUACAUUUUGCUUUUAUUGACAUGGCAACCCUUUCCAACACAGCCAAGCAUAAAAACUUAUUUUUUAUUUUUUUUUGUUCCAAAUUACCAGCAUUUCUACACAAAACUUAGGAAAUGCAAGCAUGAGUGCCACCUACAAGCUCACGUCUAAACCAUCUCUUUACUGGUUUCCAGAAACCAGUUUUUUGCUGCUGUACAGUGCACGCUACCGUUCAAAGGUUUGGGGCCACCACCGUUUUUCCCAAGUGCAGUGAAUGACCUUAAAAGAUAAGGCUGGUCUUUUUCUAUAUUAGCAGCCUUUACACCCCUUAUACAGAGACUAAAACUAAAACCAACAGUGAAUUACCUCUACUCACUGUUUGCGUCUGUCAGUCCUGGAUUAGUUUAGACCUCCUCUGUUGUUCAAAAACUAUUAAAGACAAAUCAAUGGUAUUACUAAACACCAGACCUAGAUAUUUUUUAAAAAUGUUGCUCUGGCACAUGCACGACUCUUGCUUACUUGAGAUGCUGUAAAACAUUAUGGUCGUUUGGAGCUUGUGGACAAAUACGUGGGUCUGGUGUUUCACAAUGAAGAAACAUGUCACCCAGUGCAGCGGUGUGUGUCACUGAUGUGUUGUUAAUCAUUUUUGAACAACAGUGGCGCUCUAUGGCACAGAUGAAUAAAUCUGACAGACAUAGACAGUGAGUCGAGGCAAUUCAUUCUGAGUUUUAGUCUUUCUACGGGGAGUGUUGAAAAUACUGUUAAUAUACAAAAUUACUCACUUUUUCUUUUAAAUGGUACAAACAGAAACAGUCAAAAACUAAAAAUGUGUGUAAACCAUGUUAAACACACCUUUUCUGCUGACCUCUUUUUUCUAACUGACCUCUUUUCUGCACAUGAAACCUUGAAACCCGAUGCAAACAAUCCUACAGCGGUCCCGACUUUUGUUGAUUACUUACAACACUACAUUUUGUUUGUGCAAAGGUGGUUUUAGAAAUGAUUGUAUUACUAAGAAGGGUAAAGACCACUGACAAAGGAAGUCUGACCUUUUCAGGGUUUCAUUCUCUAGCAGGAUAAUGACCAACGGAACCACCUCCAGGCUGCAUAGGGGAGAAGAGCAAUGAUGGACGUCCAGACUUUACAGCUGAAGAGUCAAAGCAAAGCAGCCUACAAGUGCACCGCGUUUAUGUCUGCAACAGUGCUGUCUGUUCCAACAAUAU
Molecule: messenger RNA, 5181 nt
Organism: Monopterus albus (swamp eel)
Lineage: Eukaryota; Metazoa; Chordata; Actinopteri; Synbranchiformes; Synbranchidae
Gene: syt6a
Product: synaptotagmin VIa
Exons: 7
Coding region: 1-1626 (541 amino acids)
Biological process (GO): calcium-ion regulated exocytosis
Cellular component (GO): plasma membrane; exocytic vesicle
Molecular function (GO): SNARE binding; phosphatidylserine binding; clathrin binding
Source: RefSeq, a predicted model, not a curated record